Chenopodium quinoa (quinoa) is the source of this 771-nucleotide messenger RNA. RefSeq names its product SKP1-like protein 1A. Gene Ontology annotation, cellular component: cytoplasm; nucleus. The transcript has 2 exons. The coding region runs from base 172 to 624 and encodes 150 amino acids. NCBI's taxonomy places the organism in Eukaryota, Viridiplantae, Streptophyta, Magnoliopsida, Caryophyllales, Amaranthaceae. Gene Ontology annotation, biological process: SCF-dependent proteasomal ubiquitin-dependent protein catabolic process. The record is from RefSeq and is a predicted model, not a curated record. Gene Ontology annotation, molecular function: cullin family protein binding.
UACCACACUCUUGUAAAAAUGUGGAAGUACAUGGUUGCUUGUGCAACAAUUCUUCAAAAAUUUCUAUAAAUACUCCUCUAGUCUUUCCUAGUCUUACCAUCAUAUUCUCUCACACUCAUUUCUUCUCAAUUUUCUCUACUCUCCAAACACCUCCUUCUUCCUUCAACUGCAAUGGCUUCCUCCAAAAAGAUAAUCCUCAAGAGUGCUGAUAAAGAGCUUUUCGAGAUCGCCGAAAACGCAGCAAUGCUGUCUGAAACCGUCAAGAACAUUGUCGAAGCAAUCGGCGAAAGCAACGAUCCAAUUCCACUGAAAAAUGUGAGCUCGAAAAUUCUGUUGAAGAUCAUCGACUACUGCAACAAACAUGUUGAGGAAGAGAAUAAUGAUGUACUCAAGCAAUGGGAUGCAGAUUUCCUCAAUGUUGACCAGGAUAUUCUCUUUGAUCUCAUUCUUGCUGCUAAUUACAUGGAAAUCAAGAGUUUGCUGGAUUUAACUAGUCACUGUGUUGCUGAUAUGAUCAAGGAAAAGACACCUGAGGAUGUAAGGAAGCUAUUCAACAUCAAGAACGAUUACACACCUGAAGAAGAGGAAAAAGUUCGCAAGGAGAACCAGUGGGCUUUCGAUUGAUAGCAAUGGUCAUUUUACUCAUUUACCAGUCACAAACUGUGUUUCUGAAUUACCUGCAUAUUGCUGUAGUGUUGUAGUGCUGUAGCACAAACUAUGUUUACUGCUUUAUCAGUUUAUCGUAUCUACUUUCAAGUUUAUUACCAAGUA